UGAAAAUUCUGCCGCGUCGGUUGUGCUAAUUCGCACGAGCGGAGAAAACUUGGCUAACGGUUCUUCGCCGACGGCACAUAACGCGCAAACAAACUAUUAAUUUCACAAAAACACGGCUCAGUAACGCCCAUUCGAUGAGAUCGACGGAAAACUGAGAACUGAAAACCAAAUAUCGAGUGCUGAGUACGGAGAUUUUAGGCAAAGUGCGUGCAAUUAUUCAACGCAUGACAACCAAUUAAUUGGCAAAAGAGCGCGAGAGCAAACACAACCCGCGGCAACAAAUCGAGAGACCCCCAGAAAAUCUAUAACCAUCUGGGGAGCCGGUUAACGCCUGCCAGUGCAUCGGAAAAACAACAACAAGCAGAGCGGUGCAGCAACAACUUGACCGCUUUUCCAAGCGAUUUGGCGACGGCAGCUUGCUAAUCUCGCCCAGAAAACUCCGCUCACAAUCGCCAUCAAAAUAACGAUGAUUUAUGCAGCUGUUUCUUGCAGCUCGUGUGCAGCAUCCCACGGCGGUCGCAAAUAAUUGACAUCAGAGUGUUUGCUGACCAAACAUUUGAUAUGUAAACCGGGGGGUCGAGUAAACAAAGGUGUAAACAGCGAUAUUGCACCCACGACUCGACUCGGUUCGGGGCACAUAUUGACACUGACAACCCGGAACUCUGCGGUUCCGGAUGGAGACAACCUGCGGGUGCCGGAGCCCACGAGACGCACUGGGAUCAACUGGAGCGACGGCAUCGGCAAAGGCAUCGUUACUGGUAUCGUUGUUGGUAUCGCUAUUGGCACCGGCAUCGGCCAGCGGUUGCCAGGCCAAACAGCAGCCACCACAUCAACAACAUGGCCAUAAAGCAACAGCACCCAGCGAGCUGUAAUUCAUGGUUGCAACUACCCAACGAACUGCUGAUAUUGGUGGUGAACAAGGAUACACACCCAUCUCAAAAGUACCGCCAUGAAUGAGACAGAGUGCGAGGAUCUCAUCAAAUCUGUGAAAUGGACGGAACCAGCCAACCUGAUCUCCCUGGCCGUACUCGAGUUCAUCAACGUUCUGGUCAUCGGUGGCAACUGCCUCGUGAUUGCCGCCGUCUUCUGUUCGAAUAAGCUGCGCAGCGUCACCAACUUCUUCAUCGUCAACCUGGCCGUGGCCGACCUCCUUGUCGGCCUGGCGGUGCUGCCCUUCUCCGCCACCUGGGAGGUCUUCAAGGUGUGGAUAUUCGGCGAUCUGUGGUGCCGCAUCUGGCUGGCGGUGGACGUGUGGAUGUGCACGGCGUCGAUCCUGAACCUGUGUGCCAUAUCCCUGGACCGCUACGUGGCGGUCACGCGACCCGUCACCUACCCGAGCAUCAUGUCCACGAAGAAGGCCAAGUCCCUAAUCGCCGGCAUUUGGGUACUCUCAUUUUUUAUCUGCUUUCCGCCGCUAGUCGGCUGGAAGGAUCAAAAGGCGGUGAUACAGCCGACCUAUCCAAAGGGAAACCAUACGCUUUACUACACCACCACGAUGUCAAGCUCGGAGGAUGGUCAUCUAGGGUUAGGUAGCAUUAAGGAACAGGACGAGGACUCCUCGCAGCCGCCGCCUCCUCCUCACAUCGGCAAUGGCAAUGCCUACAAUCCCUACGAUCCCGAUUUCGCCCCCAUCGAUGGAUCUGCGGAGAUUCGCAUUGCGGCCAUUGGUUCAACGAGUACGACAAGUACCACAACCAUCUCGAGCACCACGGAACCGGAAAUGGAUCUUGAUCUGCUAAAUGCUCCACCGCAAAACAGGCCGCAAACCAUUUCCGGCAGCUGUCCGUGGAAAUGCGAGUUAACCAACGAUCGGGGAUAUGUCUUAUACUCCGCAUUGGGAUCCUUCUACAUUCCCAUGUUCGUGAUGCUCUUCUUCUACUGGCGAAUCUAUCGGGCCGCCGUUCGCACCACGAGGGCCAUCAACCAGGGCUUCAAGACCACCAAGGGUUCCAAGGGCAUCGGCUCGCGAUUCGAGGAGCAGCGUUUGACCCUUCGCAUCCACCGGGGAAGAGGCUCCAACCAGCAGGACUCGAUGCACAGCAACGGCAGCACCCAGAGCACCACCACCACCCUGGGAACACCCUCCCCUGAAAGGCUUUCCAAGUACGCCACACGAAGGUUGCACCACCACGACAAGAUCAAGAUCUCCGUUUCGUAUCCCUCUUCCGAAAAUAUCAGCGAGUUGGCAGGAGGGCACGGGGACUCUGGUCACGAGAGGCGUCCAUCGGGAAACGCCCUCUUUGCCGUUCACUACAAUGGAGCCAACGGGAGGGAGUCCACAGAAUCGCAGCUCUACAGGCAGCAGCAGCACAGCUCCUGUUACCUGCAGGUGGGCAAGGGUCUACCAGAGCUUUCCAGGCGGCAGAGCAACACCAGCGAAGCCGGAGGAUCCGGCCACUCUCGUCCUGCCAACAAGAAGAUGGGCAGAAGGAACAUCAAGGCGCAGGUGAAACGCUUCCGCAUGGAAACCAAGGCAGCCAAAACGCUGGCCAUCAUCGUGGGCAUGUUCAUCUUCUGCUGGUGUCCCUUCUUCACCAUGUACAUCAUCCGGCCAUUUUGCCAGGACUGCGUGGAUCCCCUGCUUUUCUCGGUGCUCUUUUGGCUCGGCUACUGCAAUUCGGCGGUGAAUCCGAUGAUCUAUGCGCUGUUCUCCAAGGACUUCCGCUUCGCCUUCAAGAGGAUCAUCUGCAGGUGCUUCUGUUCGCGGCAAUCCGUUUCGCUGAAGAGUUCCCGAAGAGGUUCGGAUAUGUCGGCCAUUAGGAUCAGGGCCAGGACGCCCAGCAUCACGCCCAGUGCGGCGGCCCACAGCUUCGGGGACGAGAGCGAGCUGCACCACUCGGAGAUGAGCAACGAUCCCAGGUGACGAUCAUUCGGGCCCAGCUCGAGCUCGCAGAGCAGCUUGGGCGGGUUGCGCAAGACGAGCUUGAAGGUGCCCGUCUACGAGAUCUGCCAUCCGCUGGUGAUGGAGACCGCUUGCUACUCGUACGUGGAGGCCACCAGCGAGGGCACCGCCUCCUGUUCCGUGGCAGGUGGAGGAGCUGGAGGUGGGGUGGGAGUAGGAGGAGGAGGAGGCGUUGGAGGAGGGGGAAAGCGGACGCAGUUGUAGCCGCGGGAGUUGAUGGCGCUGCGCGGAAUGGGAUCGGGGGCAAUUCCUUUACCAGGUCAGCGGCCGAGGAGAGUGGUUCGCAUCGAGUACAGUGAUGCCAAGGUAUAGAGUUCAGCGAAAAGGAUAACUACACUGAGGGAAAUUGAGUGAGGAGAAGGGAGGAGAAAUCCACAAAAAGUUAACAGAUUUGAAAAGCACAAAUUUAUUUGAAUUAGAAGGUUUUCAAGUUAUACAGUAAGUUCAGUAGGUUUUUUUUUAAUGAGUGAUUAGAGCGAAUGCCAAAUGAUUUUUUCAAACUAGCUAGAAAUUAAAAUAUUUUCUUCCACUCCGAUAUCUUAAUUUUUAAAGCGGUUAAAUAUUUUAAAAAUAUUUGAUUUUUCUAUCACAGCCUUUUUCAGUUUAAACUUUGUUAUUUGAAUAAUCAAUCAUAUUUAAAUGCUAUCCCUUAAGUUUAAAUCCAGUGCCAUUUUAAUUUAGAUAUCGUAAAUAAAUCGACCUUUUUUAUUUGUUCUUUUUCCUUGCCAGGUUUGAUAAAUAUCAUAAACUAUGUUCCCUAAACAACCUUUUCCUUAGUGUAGAACUCGUCCAUUAAAGCUGAGCCGACAGCGGCAGCCCAAAAAAAUCCUUUGAGAUGGUUUUAAGGAUUCGGUUUUGCAGACUUGGCCUUGCUUUGAGCAACAGCCUUUGGAAGCCAGCCAUUGUACGUUGUACAUUGUAUAUAGACAUCGGGCGACAGAGCCCACAUCGAUUUAAGAGAUACUCGUAUGUGUAUAUAUAGUAUAUAUAGUCUAGCUAGGAUAUCACUGGCACUUGAGAGUUUUACCUUUUGACUUCCGCAUGAAUAUCGAUUAUCUGGUUGUUACCCUAAGCAGAAACCAAAUUGUUGCUAAACGCAAAUAAAACGUUACCCAGUGCUAAACCAACUUAGUAACUAGUAAGGUGUUAAUGUUGUACUCUCGCCUCGAGGAGAUUAUUCUGAGAUAUAUAUCUGUGUCAUGCAUACAUGUUAAACGCAAUAAACGAACCCCUGCCUAUGAAUCCAAAGUACGCAUAUGGGCAUAUGCAUAUACUAUACCAAUAUACGAUCCUCAAGUUAAACGUUUUGUGUGCUACAAAUAAAGGAAGUUUCAUUUAUUCGGCAACUUAAA
This is a messenger RNA of Drosophila ficusphila, 4254 nucleotides long. It is a transcript of the gene Oamb, whose product is annotated as octopamine receptor Oamb. Gene Ontology annotation, molecular function: G protein-coupled amine receptor activity. Gene Ontology annotation, cellular component: membrane. Gene Ontology annotation, biological process: adenylate cyclase-activating adrenergic receptor signaling pathway. The coding region runs from base 950 to 2863 and encodes 637 amino acids. The transcript is spliced from 7 exons. The record is from RefSeq and is a predicted model, not a curated record. Lineage: Eukaryota; Metazoa; Arthropoda; Insecta; Diptera; Drosophilidae.